This is a messenger RNA of Purpureocillium takamizusanense, 1980 nucleotides long. RefSeq lists its product as uncharacterized. Bases 1 to 1980 code for a protein of 659 amino acids. The record is from RefSeq and is a predicted model, not a curated record. The transcript is spliced from 3 exons. Gene Ontology annotation, cellular component: membrane. Gene Ontology annotation, biological process: sodium ion transmembrane transport. Lineage: Eukaryota; Fungi; Ascomycota; Sordariomycetes; Hypocreales; Ophiocordycipitaceae.
AUGGUCAACGUCAAGCAGAUAGCCAACUGGUUCGCGCCAAAGGCGGAAAAGGAAAAGGACGGUCGUGACAAGUGGCCAUCGCGGACGGCCUUUGUUCUCGCUGCCAUGGGAGGAGCCGUCGGACUGGGAAACCUACUGCGAUACCCAUCUGUGGUCUUUGCCAACAACGGCGUCCAGUGGUUCAUACCGUACCUCAUCGCGCUCUUCUUCCUCGGCAUACCGGUCCUGAUCCUCGAGAUAUCCAUCGGGCAGGCCUACCGCGGGGGCGUCAUCGUGGCCUUCAAUGGCAUCAACCGCUACACCAAGGGCGUGGGCCUCGCCGUCAUCAUGAACGGCUUCAUCGUCGCGACGUACUACGUGCCGAUCCUGAGCUGGGUGCUGCGGUACUUCCGGUCGUCCUUCACGAGCCCGCUUCCGUGGACGAGCCGAGGGCAGGAGUUUUACAUGCGUGAUGCCAUACGCAACGUGGACCCGAUCCCCGGAAACGUUAGCGACGGCGGCGGUGCCGUGACGGACUACACGCGGUACCCCGGUACGGGCCUCGUCGGCGAGACGGUCGGGUGGUGCGCCUUCAUGUGGUUCCUCGUCUGGCUCUGCAUGUUUAGGGGCGUGGGCCUGACGGGGCGCGUUGUCUACGUGACGAUGGGUUUGCCCAUCAUCAUGAUCUUGAUCCUACUCGGCCGGGGCGUCUCGCUGCCGAAUGCCAUCGACGGGAUCCGAAUGUACUUUGCCGAGUGGCACGGGGAGAAGCUCGCUAGCGGCACCAUCUGGCAAGCGGCCUGCGGGCAGAUAUUCUUUUCCAUCGGCGUCGGGUUCGGCUACUUCACCUCGUACGCAUCAUACAACACGCGCUUCGCCAACGCCGUUCAGGACGCCUUUAUCAUCGCGAUUAGCAACUCUUUAUACGAAGUCCUGGCGGGGUUCGCGGUCUUUGGGAUCAUCGGGUUCCUGGGCCUAAGACCGGAAGACGGCACCGAGCUGGGUACUUUCACCGUCGGCUUCUUGACCUACCCACUCGCCAUUUCUGAAAUGCCGGGCGCCAACGUCUGGGCCGUCUUCUUCUUCUUUACCGUCGCGAUCCUCGGCCUGAGCUCCGCGUUUGCGCUCAUCGAGUCGCUCGUCACCAUGAUAUGCGACUCGGACUUUGGACGGCGAGUGUCGCGCACAAUCAUCGCGACGGGCGUCGUCGCCGUGGCGUUCCUCCUGUCGCUCAUGUACUGCACCGAGUUUGGCUUUUACCUGCUCGACGCCAUGGACACGUGGAUCAACAACCUCUCCCUCAUCUUCGUGGUGUGGUUCGAGGGCAUCGUCACUAUGACGCUCUAUCGCUGUCGCGACGUGUACGGGCAGGUCGGCGUUGUUGCCUUUGCUGUGCAUUCCUCGGCGUAUGUUCUUUCCAUGGUGCUGGGCGUCGCCGUCGGACAGGCAGUUGGGCCCGAGGCCGGCGCGGGCGUCGGGUUCGGCUUGUUUGUCGUGGGCAGCGUCGUGGCUGUACUUCUUGCUCGCACGCCUGAUUCCCUGCCUCCGAGGUUCUGGAGCCGACACGCCUGGCUGAGUAAAUUCUGGUGGCUCUCGUUCUACUCGGCAAACCAGCUGCGCCGCGACCUCAACUCCAUCGUAGCUGAGGGCAACAACUGGAGCAUACCGUUCAUCUGGGGCCCAAUCGUUCGCUACGUCUCGUGCCCCAUUCUCGCCAUCGUCGUCUCCUUUGCGUACCCGUCUUUCUACACCAAGCGGAUGGACCCGCUCCAUAUCUUUGGCUUCACCGUGGCGCACGCGGUCAUGCUCACCAUUGCGUUUGGCUUCUGUCUGCCUCGCGCGCUCGACGUCUUUGUCCCGGUGGACAAGCGGCACGAUGGCAGCGCGACGUACGCGCCUCAGGUGACGAUUCUCGGUGCCAGCUGCGGGGAUGUGGCGGUAGAGAAUGGAAGUGCUGGACAGCAGCAGCUGGAGCCUUGUGAGAGCGAGCGAAAGGAAUAA